UCUUUAUUGCAGGAUAUGAAUUCUCUGACAUCGUGGGUAGGUGUGACUGUCGGUCCCGAUGAUAAUUUAAUGUUGGUCGUGGAGGCUCCGUACCGGUUUCAACAAGGCGGAACUUGUUGGGUGUUCGGAAUAGGCCGAUACCACAAUGCCCAUAUGCAGACUCCAUGGUUUGUUCGGAAAUGUUAGCGUGUGCUUUGCUUCUUUUUAUGAUGGUGUAUCUUCUACUAUUCAACUUUUGGGAAGUGGUGGUAUCCCCAACCUUGAAGCAGCCAGAGAUUGUUUGGUAAAUCAUGGACUUCCAUUGGAGAGUGCUAUUCCCGGGCAGGAUCCACUGUAUGCCGUACGCGAUAUGAUUGUCCAUCACGCCCAACGAUACCCAACUUAUCAAGAGUUUGAGCAGCAUCUCUUCACUCUCAUGCUUGGUUCUCCUGUUGCGGCUGCAGUACUUUCAUUUCCUUCUUUGUUCGAAGGUCCAGAUCGUAAUGGUCUUCAUUACCCCACGCCUGCUGAGAGGCUCUUGGGUUUGGAUGCAUAUGUAUCUCACGUGAUGCUCGCUACCGGGAGAGGUUCCAUGCGCGAGAGAGGUCCCACACGAGAGCUUUUAGAGUUUCUUGAGUUCCAAGACAGCAUGCCAGGUAAUGGUGGUGUGAUCAAACUCCGACUGGGUCCCAAUGAGAGGACCGUUCUUAGGUUUGUGGAGCUGAUCGGUCCCUAUAUCAGACCUGAAGAUGAAGAAGAUGAAGAAGUAGAUGAACACUACUCUGAUUCUGACAUGGAGGAAUAGGAGUAGAGAGCUUCUUAUUGCUUAUUCUUAUGACUAUUGGGAUAUGGGUAAUGUCUGAAAAGGAGUUGAUACAAUCUUCUUGCUUGUUCUUAUUGAUGUUUGACAUUUUUAUCUUUUUGAACCGGUGUUAAUUUUCAAAUGGACAAAAGAUGAAUCUAAGUUAUUGAACAGCAGA
Messenger RNA from Raphanus sativus (radish), 959 nucleotides. RefSeq lists its product as uncharacterized. The record is from RefSeq and is a predicted model, not a curated record. The transcript has 3 exons. The coding region runs from base 146 to 784 and encodes 212 amino acids. Lineage: Eukaryota; Viridiplantae; Streptophyta; Magnoliopsida; Brassicales; Brassicaceae.